This is a messenger RNA of Striga hermonthica, 666 nucleotides long. Lineage: Eukaryota; Viridiplantae; Streptophyta; Magnoliopsida; Lamiales; Orobanchaceae. The record is from the annotation of a GenBank genome assembly.
AUGGAUAAGCUGCAAUGGGGGAACAGAAAGAGGCUGAGGUGUGUCAAAGUAAAAGACUCUUCUUUGAACGGAAAAUCAGACGGCGGCGGCGGCGGCGGCGGCUGUGGAGGUGUUGUGAAGAAGAAAAUAACUUCACGGGUGGUGGAUAAUAAUAGCCACAGCAACAUGAACGGUAGUAAUAAUGUUAAUAACAUAAGUAAAGAUGCCCAUUUUCAUCAUCCACCUGCUCCGUCUCCUCAUCGACCUAACAGGGAAUUGGGGAUGAGCAGAUCUAUCACGAACGAGUGCCGAAAAGCAUCAACAUCCUCGUUAUCGACCGAGAAAGAAGACAGGUAUUACACGACCAGGGGAUCGGUCGGGGUCGGGUUUGAUGAUGGUGGCAAGUAUCCAAAGGAGGAGAAUAGGAAAGUUGUUUGGCCCAAAUUGCUAGUUUCACUGUCUAGCAAGGAGAAAGAGGAAGACUUUAUGGCCAUGAAAGGUUGUAAACCACCUCAAAGGCCCAAGAAGAGGGCCAAACUCAUCCAGAGAACCAUAUUAUUAGUGAGUCCUGGUGCAUGGUUAACAGACUUGUGCCAAGAGAGGUAUGAAGUGAGAGAGAAGAAGACUUCGAAGAAGAAACCCAGAGGACUGAAGGCCAUGGGAAGCAUGGAAAGUGAUUCAGAAUGA